CUCGCCUGCCACAAAAAGUUUAAACAUCCACCUGGAACUCCAAUUUUGCCAGCAACAAUACAAGUAACGUUUCCGCGCAAUAAGAAACGCCAGCGGGAUACGUCGCCACCGGAGUGUGAGGACAGAGAAAAAGUCCAAUGUAGAGUAUGCCAGAAGUUCUACGCCCACCUAGCCUCCCUCGUAAUACACUGCAGAAAAUUCCAUGAUGGAGAGGGUAUGCCACAAAAAACGAAUUUCACUAAUGGGCAAUACAAAACAACGAAAACAAGAGAUCUUCCGGCAUUAGUCUGUCCCCUCAUGUGGUCGUCAGUGUGUAUGAGUAAAUCAGGCCUAACUCUACACCGAAUGUCACGACACGGGUAUCAACCUAUUCGCGCGCACGCCAGCCAACGUGACGAAUGCGAAGAAACAGCUCUUCAUCUCUUGAGUUGCCCCGUUCUUCAUCCACUGCGAGUUCAAUUUACGAUAGUUGAUGAUGUACCCCUGAUGAAACUAUGUUUUUCUAAGCGGUUAGCAAAAUUCCUUAUUGCGGUGGAGUGGAACUACACUAUGCCAGAGUUUUCACAACCAAGAGAAACCCUACGCAGCCCACCUUCCCCACCUCUCUAA
This is a messenger RNA of Trypanosoma theileri, 609 nucleotides long. Its product is annotated as Tbingi protein. NCBI's taxonomy places the organism in Eukaryota, Euglenozoa, Kinetoplastea, Trypanosomatida, Trypanosomatidae. The annotation marks the transcript as partial. The transcript has a single exon. The record is from RefSeq and is a predicted model, not a curated record.